Messenger RNA from Caenorhabditis briggsae, 516 nucleotides. The record is from RefSeq and is a predicted model, not a curated record. NCBI's taxonomy places the organism in Eukaryota, Metazoa, Nematoda, Chromadorea, Rhabditida, Rhabditidae. The transcript is spliced from 5 exons. The coding region runs from base 1 to 516 and encodes 171 amino acids.
AUGGGAAACUGCUUGCCGUCAUUGUUCGGUUUCUCGCGACAACACGAUGAGACACCGAUGAGGAGAAGCCGAUCGUCAGAAAACGCGAUGAGCUUCACCAACCCGGCUAUGAUGCAGACAAGUAGUUCGUACGUGAAUCAACUCUAUCAACACAAUGUAAUUAGACAGCGGCAAGCCGAGGAGCGAGGAAAGGAAAUUGACGAGGCGAAGAAAAAUCGAAUCCGCGGACUGUUGGAUCAGAUUCCGGCUGAUGUGUUUAGAGGGGACAUGGCAAGUACUGAAUGCGCAAUCUGCAUGAUUGACUUCGAGCCCGGCGAGCGUAUUCGUUUCCUUCCAUGUAUGCACUCAUUUCAUCAAGAAUGCGUCGACGAGUGGCUUCUGAAGUCGUUCACGUGUCCGUCGUGUCUGGAGCCCGUCGAUUCGACGAUCCUCUCGUCACUGACCGCCCAUAAUAUGCAAUCACUUCAUCAAAUCACUUCCUCCUCACCAUCUACAUCCUCUGGCGCCAAGCAUUAA